Molecule: messenger RNA, 498 nt
Organism: Acanthamoeba castellanii str. Neff
Lineage: Eukaryota; Discosea; Longamoebia; Acanthamoebidae
Exons: 5
Coding region: 1-498 (165 amino acids)
Source: RefSeq, a predicted model, not a curated record
AUGCAAAGGCCAAGUAGAGCACCGGUGCCAUCGCAACAGGUUGAGGCUGAGCGGCACCACCGACGAGAGUUGUGGCUCCUGCAGGCUGAAGAUCUCUUCGACGACGUAAAGCUCAUCGAUGAGCUGGCCGACCCAGCAGCAACGGAGACUGGCGCAGGUGAAGGCGGUGGCGAUGAUGCUCUCGACGACUACGAGCUGUGUGAUGUGGACGAUACCUGCGCCCAUGCCAUUCCUUGGGAACACCGAAAGCUGGCCGUGGAUGAGAACGAAGAGAGCAAGAGUUCCACAGCUGCGCACAAAAACCGACGUCCCCACAAGCGCAAGCGUCGAAAAGCGAGAGAGCCCAAGCGGAUCUUCAAUGAAUACCGAGCCAUCGCCAACAGGUGUCCGCGCUGUAGGUCUCCUUUUGCGAACCUAGAGAUGAGGCAGGUGCAAGCCCGGGUCAAGGCAAAGCUCGCCGAGGAGCGCAAGGGCAAGAGACGAAGAGUUGAAGAAUGA